Molecule: messenger RNA, 2534 nt
Organism: Rana temporaria (common frog)
Lineage: Eukaryota; Metazoa; Chordata; Amphibia; Anura; Ranidae
Exons: 2
Coding region: 162-2501 (779 amino acids)
Source: RefSeq, a predicted model, not a curated record
ACUCAUUCAUUGUGGAACCAAAUCCCCUGGUUGCUGUAUGCUCAGGACUUCAAUUGACGGUGCACACCGUACCCUCCUGCUGGAGGAAUCUGCAGACACGCCAGCAUUGUAACCAGAGGGAGCUCUGUGAUCCACAGAACGGAAAACUGUCCAUUGUAGAUAUGCCUGGAUGCAUGGCAAAAUAUUGCCCAAACAAGACAGCCAACGAUGAUAAAGGCAAUAAAAUUAGUUAUUUUGCCUUUCCAAAGGAUGAUAACCGCAAAAAACUAUGGUUAAAAAAUGCAGGGAUGGAUCCAGGAAUGGUAGAGGAGUAUAUACCAAUUAUCAAAAAGGACACACGUUCAGACAAUUAUCGAAUGUGUUCUGCCCAUUUUGAUCCUCAAUCAUUUACAAUGCGUAGAAGCCAAAGAAGACUGAUACCAGAAGCUGUACCUACUAUCUUUAUUGAUGUAGCUAAACCGACAAUUACAGGAAAUAAGUGGCUGAACAAACUUAAAAAAAUAUGGACGUCGGAACAAAUUCGGGCCAGUACCUGUACAACUGGCAAUGGAUCCAAAUUAUGUUCAUGUGAUUGUCAUGUUUCUGGUCAAUUGCAAAAUGUUUUAAAGAUGGAAGUGAGCACACAAACUGUACAAAAUUUUAUUGAGUCUGAGCCAAGUUAUUCCAACACUGCCAACCCACGAGCCAUGGGUUUAGAUCACCCGUAUUCUAGUAGAGAGGAGUGUCCAAUGUCGCCAACUGUAAAGUCUACACCCGUUAGUCAUCCGUUAUCAGAAGUACAACCUUUGAUUGAGAUUGAUCCCUCCACGUCCACCUUGUCUCCUCCUUCAAAAAGACUGAGGAGAACAAAGUCAAUUUUCACCUCAUAUCUGGAAAGUCCUGAAGUUAUUACCAAAAGGAAAUUGACCUAUGUGGAUGACCCCAGCUUUCAUGAGUCGGACUGUGAAACUCCACAGAAAAGUGAACUCAGUUUUUGUGAGAGUAUCAAUGAAAUUGAACUUGAAGUAGAGGAUACACUGCCACAUCCCUUAUGUUUGGUAAAAGAAAACAAAUUUAUAGUAUUUGAAAGCUGUUUAGACAAACUGCUUUAUUCCAUGAUGUGCCCUGAAAUAGGCUGUUCAUCACAAAUCCAACGAUUAGAAAAACAAAUAAUAGGUACCAUGGUUACAGUAUACUCCACAUGUACCGGCCACCAUCGUUUAAAACUUUGGGAUAGUCAGCCAAAAAUAAAACAUUACGGUGCGGGGAAUAUAUUGCUCGCAGGUGCCAUCACUGUGACUGGAGGUAGCUAUGCCAAAGUGAGUGAAAUGUUUGAUCUCUGCGGCAUAGCAAUGUUUGGAAAAACAUCUUUCAAUAGAUCACAAAAUGUUUUUGUUUUCAAAGCGAUUGAUAUUAGCUGGGAAAAAAAUAAAGAAAAUGUGACUAUUGAAAUAGACAAUAAACCACUCUUCCUGAUAGGCGAUGGGCAAUGUGAUAGCCAUGGCUUCUCCGCCAAGUACUCUACGUACACGUUUAUGGAUUGCUAUUCAAAGAAAAUUGUGGACUUUGAAUUGGUGCAGGCGACACAAACAACUUCUUCAGCUGCGAUGGAGAAGUCGGGUUUUACUAAAUGUUUAGAUCGCAUAAUUGACAAUGAUUUGAAUGUUCAAAUGGUGGGAACGGAUAGACACACUGGUAUUCGAAAAUUACUCUCAACCACUGAAAAAUAUAAACACAUUAUUCACCAAUUUGACUUAUUGCAUUACGUCAAAAAAUUUCGUAGAAAAUUGACUCAAAUAGCAAAAAAAAAAAUUAACGAAGCACUACUGCCAUGGAUUCGACCCAUUAUGAAUCAUUUGUAUUAUUGUAGUAGUCAUUGCAAUGGAAAAGAACACGUUUUCAAAGAGAUUUGGCACUCGCUACUACAUCAUAUAGUGAAUGAACAUGAAUGGGAAAUUGAAAACGAAAAGCACAAAUGCUUACAUGAUCCAAUCAGUGUGGAUGCACAUCAUGUUCCCUGGAUAAAACGAAAAUCACCUGCAUAUAUUGCAUUGUCUGCAAUUGUUCUUGAUGGGCAAUUGGGGAAGGACACAAAGCAUCUUACUUAUUUUUGUCAGCCCGGGAUUCUCGAAACAUACCACAGUAUGAUUCUCAAAUUUCGGCCUAAAAUAAUACACUACAGAUUUGACUCAAUGGAAGCAAGAACAAAAUUGGCAGCUUUAUGCCACAAUCACAAUGUGAUGCGUAACCCUGCUCUGACAAAAAAAAAAGAAAUUGUUGAAAGGAAAAAUUUGGAAUUCCCAAGAGGUCGCAAACAAUGGAUUGUGCGUAAUGUAUAUGAAAAAAUGGACAACCAAUAUGCGUUCAAGUUGCUGGAAGACAUGAUUAGCAUUGUUGAGGGGACCAUAACCAGUGCUUGGGUACCCAAAUAUAAAGACAUGCCAAAAAACAUUGCCCCAAUUCAGAGGCCCGAAACAAGUGUUGCUGUCAAAGAACACAUGACACGAUUUCUUAAAAAAUAAAAUAGUUUUUUAAUAAAUAUUACAUGCAAAUAA